Haemonchus placei is the source of this 1470-nucleotide messenger RNA. NCBI's taxonomy places the organism in Eukaryota, Metazoa, Nematoda, Chromadorea, Rhabditida, Trichostrongylidae. The record is from the annotation of a GenBank genome assembly.
AUGUUGGCCUCAUCGCCAAUGUUGACGUCAUCUACAAAACGUCGAGAAAUCGAGCUAAACACACAUCGGAGUGACAAAUUUGAACAGAAUGACAUCGUUGUGGACGCACUAGGGAAUGUGCUCAGUGGCUCACCCGAAGCACUGAUUGCUCGUUUAUUACCUACUCGCAACAGCACGGCGGAUACUAACUAUAUGUUCAGUCUACUACUUAAUUUACGUACCGUAAUGUCACCGGAAGAACUCAUGCAGAAGAUUGUACAGCAAUGCAUGUUCACACAAAAUGCGGAUGCGGUUAAUUUCUGUCGUGAAGGUCGAGAUCGUAUGUUCUCCCAUUUAAUUCGUCUUUGCCGUGAAUGGGUUACCAGUAUACCGCACGACUUCAGAAGUGAACAUAUGCGAACCAGAUCGUAUUAUUUGAUUAACGUUCCGACUAAAGGUUUCUUCUUUGCCAGACUGAGUGAACUGCUUGGAAUGUGUGCUGUUGAUCGAACGUACAAGCAAAGAGCAGCUGAAUUGGAGGCGUCCCUACGUUCCACUCUCAGCAAAUUGGAUCGAUAUAACAAAGCCGUUAAGAAUCUCCAGAAGACAUUGGCCGAGAGCACACAGCGACCAGUUCAAGCGGAUAUUCUGUGUGGUCUAAUUACGGUCUGUGAUGAACCGAAAGUGAUCGCCCAUCAACUGACCCACAUUGAAAUGGAGCGAUUCAGUAUGGUAGGAGUCGAUGAAAUUUUGCUGGCACUGGCGAAUAACGAUCUGGCUGAUUUGGGACGAAAUCGGAAUGGUCCGACGGGUUCCAUCGCCUUUUAUAUAGAAUGGUUCAAUCGACUUUCCUCUUUUGCCGCCACAGAGGUACUGCGACAGCUGAAAAAGAAGCACAGAGUCGAGGUAAUCGAGUACUUUAUCGAUGUGGCCAAAGAGUGUUGUGAAAUUGGGAACUUCAACAGUCUCAUGGCUAUUGUUGCUGGACUAUCACUCCCGGCUGUCACCAGGCUGAAACGAACUUGGUCCCGUGUGGAAAAGUCCAAGCUGGAGAUUCUUCAACAUCAGUUAGAUCCUACUGGAAACUUCCUCUCAUAUCGAGCAACCAUGAAAGCCGCUCAAUGGCGAGCUGAGACUGUCGGUAGCUCUCAGAAGAUUGUGAUACCAUUCUUUGUGUUGCUGUUGAAGGAUUUGUUUCUCGUCUAUCAUGGCAGCCUUCGAACGCUUCCCAAUGGCCAUCUGAACUUUGUGGCUUUCUCUCAAAUCUCGGAGCAACUACGGUCAGUGGUACAAUGGAAAGCAGCUCAUUGUUCGUUCCCUAAGAACGCAUCUGUUCUACAGUAUCUGCUGGUUUCACUGCUCUACAGUGAGAGAGGCCAAGGACUUUAUAAGCAAAGGCUCCGAGCAGAGUCCAUGCUGGCGUCAUUCGAAUGUGAACCGGCCGAGAGCAAUUCUGAACGCGAACAACUAAAGAAGCUGAAAGUUCGCUGA